This is a messenger RNA of Histoplasma mississippiense, 1938 nucleotides long. RefSeq lists its product with no specific name. NCBI's taxonomy places the organism in Eukaryota, Fungi, Ascomycota, Eurotiomycetes, Onygenales, Ajellomycetaceae. Bases 1 to 1938 code for a protein of 645 amino acids. Gene Ontology annotation, biological process: intra-Golgi vesicle-mediated transport. The transcript is spliced from 2 exons. The record is from RefSeq and is a predicted model, not a curated record. Gene Ontology annotation, cellular component: COG complex.
AUGGCAAGAUCGUGCAAGAUUUUGGCAAAGUUGCCGCGAGUCGGGACAGCUAUAUCGAAUCUUACCAACGUAUGCGAGGAGAUGCGCAGGCACAUAGUCUUAGCAACGCAGGAAACAGCACCUCUUUUCGAAGAGGCAGCAAUUUUAAUGAGCCAGCAACAGGAGGUCGAGACCAAGGAGAAAAUUUUAGAUGCGUUCAAUAACCAUUUUAUAUUGUCUGAAGAUGAGCUUUCAUCCCUUACGUCAUCCGCAAAACCAGUUGAUGACCUGUUUUUCGACGCUCUUGCGCGUAUGAAACAAAUUCACAAGGAUUGCGAAGUCCUGCUAGGAAGCGAGAACCAACGGCUAGGGCUAGAUAUAAUGGAGCAAAGCUCCAAAAAUCUGAACGGUGCAUUUCAGAAACUCUAUAAGUGGAUACAGAAGGAGUUCAAAUCUCUGAAUCUUGAAGAUCCUCAGAUCAGUCUCUCUAUUCGCCGUGCGCUACGAGUACUGGCUGAAAGACCCAGUCUCUUCCAUAACUGCCUCGAUUCUUUCGCUGAUGCAAGAGAGUAUACUCUUUCCGAUUCUUUCCAUACCGCCCUUACAGAUGUUCCCUCUGGUCAGGAAAGAGAUAUGGCAGCCAGGCCAAUUGAGUUCUCCGCACAUGACCCGCUACGCUAUGUAGGAGACAUGCUCGCAUGGGUGCAUUCAGCUGCGGUAUCCGAACGAGAAGCUCUAGAAGCUCUUUUCAUAGGAGAUGAAGGAGAAAUUGCGAAAGGAAUUCAAGCUGGAGUAAACAACGAGCCGUGGUCGCGUGUUGAUGGAGAGGAAAUAGUGUUUGACGGUCCAAAGGCAUUGAAUGACCUCGUUACCCGAGACUUGAACGGAGUUACUCGUUCUUUACGCCAGAGGGUUGAGCUGGUUCUUCAGGGCAACGAGGACUCUAUUGUGAUAUACAAAAUCAUUGGCCUUCUGGCAUUCUACGAAAAUACUUUUUCGAAGCUUCUCGGGCGAGAAUCUGGCUUAGUAACCUCGGUUGCUUCCUUACAGGAGUUUGCAUUCAAGCACUUCCAAAUCUUGAUGCAGGAUCAAUUAGCUGUGGUUUCAGCCGAACCUGCAAACCUCACACCUCCCGCAGACCUGAGCACCCCCCAAUUCCUACAUGACGCACUUGACAACCUUACCUCCUUAAUGAAAGCAUACGACUCCUCCUUCGCGCACGAACAUGCGAACGAUUCGUCUGGCGAAAAUAAAUUUUCACCAAUUAUCCGAGAGGCUUUGGACCCAUUUCUGGAAUUAGCCAAGACUUCAUCGAAUGACAUAUCUGACCCAACCUCACGGGCCGUUUUCCACGUGAACUGUCUUCUUUCUACCCGAGAUGCCAUAUCCCCCUAUCCAUUCGUCUGCGUCACGCAUCUGCCUCAACUCACCAAUACCUUGAAAACCCUAAGAACAACCCUUCUCGAGAUCCAACAUGAGUUCCUCCUCAAUGCAUCCGGACUACACAUACUCCUUACCGCGCUAAAACCUUUCACACCUCCAGCGACAGCUACUCUAGAACCCACGCGCUCCAGUUACCCUCCUGAUCUCGCAACCAUCUCCUCAUUACCUGAGUUUCAACCCCAAACCCUCUCGUCAAUUAGUCAACAACUUGAUGAUUUCCUACCCUCGGCACUAGUCGACGUAACAGAGAACCUGAAAGCCAUCCAUAGCCCUGUGCUUGUAAAAAGCGUGACGGAAGAAGCCGUCGAAGCUUUCUGUACUGAUUUUGAGUUUGUGGAAGGCAUGAUUUUAGGGGCGGAUGAGGCGCGUGGUAAGUUAGUUGUACACGGGGAUGGUGAGGAUGUGGGAGCGGAGGAAGCAGGAGAAGGAGAAGGAGAAGAGCCGCAGGCGGAUAAUUGGAGACUGCGCAGCUUGUUCCCGAGGACGACUGGAGAGAUCAGAGUGCUAUUAAGUUAG